AUGAAGAGUACACGAUCAUUACUGCUGCAAAGACGGUACUUGUCGCUGACACACAGGCGGGUGCUGAGCUCUAGUGUGAGACAGCCGUUGCUACGGAGAGGAUUCCACUCUACAUCGUCUGUGAAGCAAGAGUUUAAGGACCCUUAUGAGACACUGGGUGUCAAGAAGUCAUCGUCCCAGUCGGACAUCAAGAAAGCGUAUUAUAAGCUGGCCAAGAAGUACCACCCGGAUAUUAACAAAGAGGCUGGCGCAGAGAAGAAGUUCCACGACUUGCAGAACGCGUACGAGAUCUUAUCCGAUGAAAGCAAGAGGAAACAGUACGAUCAGUUCGGCGCAGCUGCGUUCUCUGGUGGCGCGGGUGCUGGCCCCGGCGGGCCAGGUGCUGGUCCCGGUGGGUUUAAUCCCUUUGGCAACGGGUUUGGCUUCGAUUUCUCGGGAGGCCAGGCCGGUGGCGCUGGUGGUUUCGGAGGCAUCAACUUCGAGGACUUGUUCGGAACUGCUUUCGGAGGCGGGCCAUUCGGUUCCUCGUCAAACAGCGGGCGCAGGUCUUCCUCAAUGUUCAGAGAGUACAAAGGUGAUACCAUCGAAGUCAUACAGAACCUGGAUUUCAAAGAUGCAGUCUUCGGUAAGAAAAACGUAUCGAUUAAGUUCAGAGCGCUCGACCCUUGCGGAACUUGCAACGGUUCUGGUCUCAAGUCCGGCGCAUCAAAGACCACUUGUCCGUCUUGCCACGGAUCAGGUACAACUGUUCACGUAAGAGCCGGGUUCCAGAUGAUGUCCACUUGCCAGACGUGUGGCGGUGAAGGAACCACGGUGAACGCCUCCGAUUUCUGCAAAUCCUGCCACGGUGAAGGUGUCAAUGUAAAUACCCAAAAGACCAUCACUGUUGACUUACCACACGGACUACAGGACGGAGAUGUAGUCAGAAUACCCGGCCAGGGUUCAUACCCAGAUAUCGCUGUGGACAAGGAAAUGGCAAAAUCUGUCAAACUGUCCCGUGGUGAUAUCCUGGUGAGAAUACGCGUCAACAAGGACCCGCAUUUCAGCAUAAAGAACAAGUACGACAUCUGGUACACCAAAGAAAUACCUAUCACAACAGCAGCCCUGGGUGGUACUGUAUCGAUCCCCACCAUCGAAGGCACAAAGAUCAGAAUCAAAGUCCCUGCUGGAACAGCCCCUGAGCAGGUCAUCUCUAUACCAAACAUGGGUGUGCCUAAAUCCAGCCCAUACAGAAACUCUGCCGUCCAGGCUAGAGGCGAUAUGAAGAUUCAGUACAAAGUCGUGAUCAGAAAGCCGCAAUCCAAAGCCGAACAGUGCUUAUGGGAAGCCCUGGCUGAUGUGACGAACGACACUAACGCCAAGAGAACUAUGGAAAGUUUUGCCUCCUCGGUCGAGAAGUCUGUAGAAGACAAGCUCAGCGAUAAUGACAACAAGACUUCCAAUAACUCUAAGGAGACGUAUAACACAACCGAAGACAACUCUAUGAACCCAGACGCCCCAAGCACCUUGGGUAGAUUGGAGAAGUUCAUCAGUAACACUUUUAAGAAGAUCAAAGGUGACAAGAACUAA
Molecule: messenger RNA, 1569 nt
Organism: Nakaseomyces glabratus
Lineage: Eukaryota; Fungi; Ascomycota; Saccharomycetes; Saccharomycetales; Saccharomycetaceae
Gene: MDJ1
Product: Mdj1p
Biological process (GO): response to heat; protein refolding
Cellular component (GO): cytoplasm
Molecular function (GO): heat shock protein binding; ATP binding
Source: RefSeq, a predicted model, not a curated record